UCUUUAUCGGAAGUGUGACAUUUUGACCUUAGAAUGCUGGAAUUUUGAUCGAAUUCAAGAUCAUAAUGCCACCGAAGAAGCAACAAGGUUCUAGUAAGAAAAAUGAACAGAAGAAGAAAGAGAAAGUUAUCGAGGAUAAAACAUUUGGAUUGAAAAAUAAAAAAGGAGCCAAACAACAAGCUUUCAUCAAAAAUGUGACUCAUCAGGUGAAGUUUGGAGGUCAGAAGAGUGCUCGGCAGCUUGCACAACUGGAAGAAGAGAAGUUUGGUAAGAAGGAUCAGAAGAAAAAAGAGCAGGAUGAAUUAAAUGCAUUAUUUAAACCAGUUGAACAGAAAGUAUCUAAAGGAGUUGAUCCCAAGUCAGUCGUAUGUGCUUUUUUCAAACAAGGGCAAUGUAAAAAAGGUGAAAAAUGUAAAUUUUCUCAUGAUCUUACCAUCGAGAGAAAAUCUGAAAAAAGGAGUCUUUAUGUGGAUGCCAGGGAUGAUGACAAAGCGAAAGACACUAUGGACAGCUGGGACCAGGAAAAACUACAGCAGGUUAUCGACAAAAAACAUGCUGAACAGGAGUCGAAGAAACCGAAAACUGAAAUAGUGUGCAAGUUUUUCCUGCAAGCAAUCGAAGACUGUAAAUACGGUUGGUUUUGGUCGUGUCCAAAUGGUACUAAGUGUAUGUAUAGACAUGCUCUUCCUCCGGGAUUUGUACUAAAGAGUUCUAAAAAGAAAGAAGAAGAUGAUAAUCAAGAUCAAAUUACCCUGGAGGAACUGAUAGAAGAAGAGCGUGCCAAGAUUGGAGCCAACCAUGCAAAAAUUACUUUAGAAUCAUUCUUAGAAUGGAAGCGUUCAAAACUAGAACAGAAGAAAGAAAAAUUCAAUACACAGAUGAAGAAAAAGAAGGAAGAUUUUAAACAAGGCAAAAGUUUAGGCAUAAGUGGAAGAGAGGUUUUUGAAUUUAAACCAGAAUUAGUUGAUGCUGAUGAUGAGGGUGCUGAUGAUAUCAGGUACAUUAGAGAAGAAGAUGAUGAAGAAGAAAAAGAUGAUGUCGAAGCUGUAGAGUUAACUUUAGAAGCCCUUGCUGCCUCGGCCACACAAGCUGAUAGUAGCGGCAUCACAUCCAGAAAAUCUCAACAAUUAACGAAUAAUAUAGAUAAAAAUAUUAAUACAUCACAACCAUCGAAUCAAGAAGAGGAAAAUAAUAAAUUAGAUGAAGCUGCUGCCUUACCUCCGUCAUCAUCGACGCCAGUUGAAGAUCCGUCGUUGGACGGUGUGCAAAUCGAUGAACAAUUAUUUACAGAUGAUGUAGCGGUUGACGAACAAUUAUUUGACGCAGAAUUAGACGAAGAACUAGAUGAUCUAGACCUAGAAGACUAGUCUGCCGUUUAUUCCAUGAUUGUUUUUGUUUUUUUUGUUCUGCCAAGUCAUUCACAAACUAUUAGGUUCUGAGAACCCACAAGAAUAUUAUACCACAACAAUAAAAGGGGGCGUGAACUGCGUACAUUGUCAAUUAUUUCAUACUUUUUAAUUUGUUUAAUAUUGACCCAAAUUAAUUUCAUGGUGCCAAAUUUGAAUACACAAGUGAAAUGGUAGAAUGUUUAUUCUCAGCAUGUGCAAGCAGCUACUAGAAUAGAAAAUUAUAUUUUAAUUAAUUAAAAAAAUCGAGCUAUCUUUGAUUGCUAUUAAUGUGAAACCUGUGUAUAGCAACCACCCAAAGGACUUCAUUAAAAUGUUUUUUUUUUUUAUAAACAGGUGGACUUUAUAUGAAGGUUUUUUCAUGGAUUGCCAAAACAUACUUUUGUUCAGAAAAUAAGAUGGUACUGUUGCAACAAAACCAGAUUUGACCUAAGUUUGACCUAAGGAAAUUAAAAAUUGUUUUUGGAACAGAAUGUUAAUUAUUAUUUUGGUAUCUAAAUGAAGGCGAAGCGAAAGUAUUGCCGACAGGGUUGUCACAUAACACAGGUGGUCUUUAAACACAAGUUUGUUUAUAUGUUAUGCCUUGUGGUCUGCCUAAUAAUGGUCACUAUAAGCAGGUGCUGUUAUAUAGAGGUGUCACUAACACAAAUUUGACUCAUAAACGUACGUAAUUUGACAUAUCGCUAUGCAUUUACAUUUAUGUUUGGUACCACAAAAGUUGAAGGGAGGUGGUCGUCACGCAGUGCAUGUUUGAAUUUCAUGUAGACUAACCAUGCAUUUUACAUGCAUUGUGUACAACUGUGAUGCGACCAUCGCCUUUAAAAUUCUCUCAAUAUUACAUGAAUUGAAAAAUAUAAACAGAUUGGUAAUAAAUGCAGCAUACAAUGUAUGCCCCUUUAACCAGUUGAUUCGAAAAUAAUCUUUACUUCUCGAGUCGAGUCUUGCCGCUUCUACAACAAUGAUACACCCUUUAUUCACAAAUUUUGAUUAAAACUUGCCAUUCUGAAAUUACAUCAAUAUAGUUCAAAAUUAACAAAAUAAUUUACUAAUUACUAAACUUCAAUAACAAAACAGAGAAUGACAAAAGUAGUCGGCAUCAGCGAAAGCUACUAAAAAAAGCACAUUGCAAUUAUGCAAAUGCUAUUAUCUUGUAAAAUUUAUCAGUUUUCAAAACCCCAGAAAAUCUAUUUUUAGGAAGCGCUUGGUCUUGAUGUUUUGUUUUAUGUACUUGACUUAACAGUUGUUCCAGCUUUCCCACUGCUAGACGUCACUUGAAGACUCCUUUCUUAGAUAUCAACUUUCAAUACAAAUCUGAAUUUGGUGACUCCACAUCGCAAUAAAUCAUUACACCUUAUUCAUAAACGAAUGUUGAGAUCUUGUUUAGAGGGAGAGAGCGAUAUGAUUUUUAUCCGCUGUUGCGAUCACGUCCUCUUGACCAUAUAUCUUGGUUUCCAUGGUUAACGGAUAGUGACAGUAAAGAAUGGAACAUUAUUUAGCGGAGGAAAAAAAAGUCCUGUGGCUUUCUUACUCUAAAUAAGAUCUAGACGACCAUUUGCAAAUUGGAUCUUUUUAAAAAUUAUAUUUCACGAAACCGAACCAUAUUCAGGAAACUUAGUACAAAUCAUUCAAUUUAUAAUAUCAGGCUUCCUCUCACUCAGGUCUGGUAUAUGAAUACUCAGUAUUUAAACUGGUGUGUCUUUUUAGGAAGAAUCGUGAUUUCAAAAAUUCACUGGAAAUAAAUGACUGAAAAAAUAAAUGAAAUGACGCUGACUUU
Messenger RNA from Saccoglossus kowalevskii, 3180 nucleotides. Its product is annotated as zinc finger CCCH domain-containing protein 15-like. Gene Ontology annotation, cellular component: cytosol. NCBI's taxonomy places the organism in Eukaryota, Metazoa, Hemichordata, Enteropneusta, Harrimaniidae. The record is from RefSeq and is a predicted model, not a curated record. Gene Ontology annotation, biological process: cytoplasmic translation. Gene Ontology annotation, molecular function: metal ion binding; mRNA binding.